UGUAUAGCUGGCCCGCUUCUGUUGGCUUUUUGGAAAUUGGUCAUUUGUGGUGGAGAAAUUUAGGUCAUAUUUCGCUAUCAACGUAUAUGUUGAGAACUGACCUUCUUCCUGAAAAUGGGUGACGAUCCUCCAUUUCUGUCUGUUGGGACAGAAGUCAGUGCCAAGUACAAAGGCGCCUUUUGCGAAGCCAAAGUUCGGAAAGUGGUCAAGAGUAUCAAGUGUAAAGUCAUGUUUAAAUUGGGCCUUGGUAGCGCUGUGGUUUCAGAUGACCAAAUCAAAGGACUUCUAAGAGUUGGUGCACAAGUGGAAGCCAAGCAUCCAGAGAAAGCUCAGUUUCUUGAAGCUGUUAUUAACAAAAUUCAAGACUGCAGUCAAUACACAGUUGUGUUUGAUGACGGAGACAUUACUACCUUGAGGCGAACUUCAUUGUGUUUAAAGAGUGGUAGACAUUUUGCAGAGAGUGAGACUCUUGAUCAGCUGCCAUUAACUCAUCCUGAACACUUUGGUACACCUGUACUUGGUGGGAGGAGAGGAGGAAGAAGGAGGGACGAAAGUAGUGACGAAGAUGGAGACGAAGAUUCCGAAUUGGGACGUCCAGAAAGAAGUGGCUCUGCAAGAAAAGCUGAAGAUCGUGAACCUAAUAUUGGCAAAAUUGUGUGCGUUGAAGUUAGUGACAAGAAGAAAGGCAAGGAAACAUGGUUUCCCGGACUCAUUGUGGCACCUACAGCCCAAGAUGCAGUUUCUAUUCGUGUCAAGGACGAGUAUCUUGUACGAUCUUUCAAGGAUGCACGAUAUUACACUGUGCCAAAAAAAGAAGCCAUGGAGUUCACUCGUGAAAUCGCUUUGAAAACGGAGCACAACGCUCUGAAAACAGCUAUCGAGAAAGCCAUGCAGUAUUUGGACAAGAACGAAUUACCUGCCCAUUGGGACCGUGAAGCGCUUUUUGGGCUAGAUGACACUAGCAGCGUUAAUGAAAGUAAAGGCGGUUCAGAUGGAGACAGCUCGGAAGAAGAGACUCGUGAAGAAAAGGACCAUUUUGUGGCCCAGCUGUAUAAAUUCAUGGAUGAUAACGGAACUCCUAUCAACAAAGGGCCAACGAUUAAUAGUCGCGACCUGGAUCUCUACAGGCUCUUCAAGAUAGUCAAUAAAAUGGGCGGAUUUAAUCGUGUUACUAACCAAAAUGGUUGGAAAUCAGUCACGCAGAAAUUGAUUUUGAAUUCGGCUUCCAACUCUUCGACUCAUGUUAAGCAAGCAUACAAAAAAUAUUUGUACGGUUUCGAAGAUUUUUACCGUAAACUCGGUUGCACAAUGAACAGCCCACGUGGUCCGAAAUCACGAGCGAGACCUGGGCGCAGCCUAAUACGGGAUAGAGACCGUGCCACUUCCGGGGCAUCUACACCGAAAGGUGAUCCAGAGGAAGAGGAAAAGAUAAAAGUAGAAGAAGAGACGCCUUUACCGCCGCCUGUCCAAGAAGUUGCUCCAGUGAUAGAAGCUGCUGCUGCUGUUGUGGAGGAGGAAACUAUUUCCGUCGUAGUUGAAGAGGAGGAAGUUGAUGAGUCGUCGUCUUCCGUUUCACAGCCUCCCGCUCGAAAGCAAAGAGAACGUUCUUUGCCGCUGCGCUUACAGGAUACAAUCACAACGAAACCUUUGGUAGUUAAGAAAGAGGAGGAGAGUGGCGGUGACGAUGCAAAUGAACAGGAAGUCGAAAGCAACAGCAGCCAUUCCGUCCGAAGCCAACGAGGUACCCGUAGUCGCAUUCCACGGGAAAAAUCAGAUGAAACUGAGCAGCCGGAGGCCAGUCGUUCUGCUAGAAAACGCGGAAAAAGCAGACAGGAAGAAAAACCUGCCGAAGAUGACGAGAAGCCGUCGCGCGUUAAGGUUAAGGAAGAAGUCGCCAACGGUAAAGAAGAUACAGAGAAGAAAUCUAAAGGUUCUGCGAAAGAUGACACGGAGAAAAAGAAUAAGACACCAGGCAGGGAACCCAAAAGUCGCGGGCGUAAGGGUGAAGAUGCGGUAAAAGCGGAAGAGUCCAAGAAAACGGAAGAAGAGAAUAUUUCCGUCGAUCAGGACGAACCAACACCCAAGCGAAGAGGUCGUAAGCCACGGGCAUUGGGAGAUUCUGAAGAGGAUGAAGGGGGCAGACUUCCUGCCAAUGUGGAUGUCCAGAUUGGUGAUAAGCUCAAGGUCUACUAUGGUGAUAAACCCAUUCAGGAUUCUAAAGUUACAUAUGAAGCCAAGGUCUGCGAAAUACGUUGUGAGGGAUCUAUUAAACUGUUUUUGGUUCACUAUACGGGUUGGAACACGCGAUAUGAUGAGUGGAUUAAGCGAGCUCGCAUUGCCGAAAAUCUUACCUGGACGCCAAAUCGCAAAAGGAGCAAAUCGGUUCACGGUCAAGGAACGACUCGCACUAGUUCUUCGGUUGUCAGCGGUAAAGCCGGUCCUGCCAAACGAGGUCGGACUCGUGGGCAAGAUUCUUCAAGAUCUGCAACCCCGUCUUCGGUGACGUCUACGUCUUCAACUGGACAAAGGAAUGCCAACCUUGCAUCGAGUGAGGAUUCUGGCAACAAACUCCCCCCUUCUAAAAAUAGUCGACGUCGUUCCCGCCGUAUUUCAGAGAUUUCAAAUAAUUCAGCCGAGAGUAUGGAUUCAUCUGAUGAUGACGAGGAGGAAGAAGGUACGGUUCGUGUACGGAAGAAACCUACCAAAAAAUCCUCAGCCACAGUGGAGAGCGAAGAAUCAGAACCUGUCGACGUCGAAGAGUCUGAUCGCACUCCUCGUAGGCGUCAUCAGCGACGCAGGAUCUCCGAAUCUGAACAAACGCCGGCCGACAACAAAAGUACACAUGAACCUCCUGUUGGUGAUGCUGCAGUUACUGUUGCUACCUUAACCCCUGUUCGAAGAGGCCGGCGUAGGGCUGUAACAGCUCCCGAGUCUACUGUGGCCGAUUCCACGCCCGCCAAAGAAGAACAAGAUGAGGCAAAUAAAACCUCGUCGGAGCCUGCAGCCGAUCUCAAUUGUGUUUCUGGGGAAGCACCUAAAGGGAAAGAUUUUGAUCUGAAAAAGAUACGAUCAGAGCUCAAAAUGCCGGCAGAUAUUACCGCAACGGCUGCUGUGAAAACUUCAUCGCCUGUACCGCCAAAUUUGCCGCCACCGCCUACCCCGGUAGCUUUCCCCACCGUUCCUGCCGUUCCCACUGGUUCAUCUACUUCUCAGCAGCAACAACAACAACAACCUGUUGAUUCUCAUGCUUCCGCGUCUGGGAGAGGAGAUGAUGACAUUUAUGAAUUCCGAGAACCAGAGCCAUUUGAGUUCGAAGUUCGUGCCCGACGUGAAUCGCCGUUUAGCGAAGAUCGAGUUCACCAUCGUUUUACUCAGCGCAAGUCAACAAAAGAGGAGGACGAAGAAUGCAGUCCGAAAAAAGUUAUUGCUUCACCUGUGCGGUCUGGUUCAGCUGAAAGAAGCAAAUCCGUUAUUACCUCACCUCCUCGUGGUGCUCGUCCGUGCUCAACGGCCACCACAUUGUUAGUUGCACCACCAGAAGAGUGUGAACCGACGCAGCAAGCUCAAUCAACGUCUUGUCCAUCUCCCGUUCCUUCUCAACAGAACGAUGAAGUCAUUUCAAUAGCGCCUUUUUCAAAUGUUCAGUCACCGCCGCAGCCGACGCCACUGCCACCACCACUACCAGAGUCGUCGAGUCCCAAGGUAGUGGAACCACCCGUGGUGAAGGAAGAAUUGAAGGAAGAUCAACCUCAAGUUUCUACCACGAAAUGUUUGGAGUCGGUGCCAACUAUUACAUCACCAAGUCCAAUACUGCCCAUGCCAGCACUCUCUGCCCUUGCUGCCCACUCAGUCACAGCCGCUUCCAGUCCACUCGUCGUUUUUGCCCAUAAAUCUACGUCUGUAGAGGUCAACAGACGUAAGGCGGAAGAAGAAAAUGAGGAGGACGACGAUGAGGAUGCAGAUGAAGAAGAGGAGGAGGAGGAAGAAGAAGAGGAAGACUUAGUCCCAGAUGACAGCAAAAGCAAUACACCACCUUUAAAGAGGGAACGAAGGAAAACUGGCGCCAGAAAAGCCAUCAGCAGAGAGUUUAUAGAAUCUGACGAGGAUUCUCCUGAAGAUCCUGGAGCGUCGAAUGAUAGUACACCCAACAAAGCGAUUGAAGAAGAUAAAGUUUCCAGCGAUUCUACUCCGUCGGAAACUGCUGAAGACGACGAUCUAGCAGAAAAAAACAAUGACGCAGAGAGCUUGCUUGCGCUACGAAAACCCAGCUCAAACUGCUCCGGCCUGUUGAAAUUAAAGUCGGACGAAGAUUUAGACGAAAAUUCUCUAUUGUGCGAAGAAACAAUUCCAGGUAGUCCAGUGACUCAUUCAGCAGCUCCUUCCUCAGACGGCCCAGACACUUCUCUUCCAGUUCCUUCGACCUCUCGCUCAACUGAAAUGCCAUUUGCUAGUGCUCCUUUGGCUCCUAAUAUGCCCCGAACACGGGGUUUGUCCGGUAUGGCUAACUCAGUGUCGCGCGUCAAUAGAAAGCGAGGUCUUCGUCAAGCAUUAGCCAUGCAACGGCCUGGAUGCAUACGCCCAGGAGGUCCUUCUCUAGUAAUGGAGAACACGCCUCCAACCACUCCAGACGGAAGUUUGUCUUCCUCAUCAAGUUCACCUCAAGGGGAUCAUGGUGGAAUGUCACCAGAUCAUGGUAGUGUUAAAUCAGAGCGCGAAUUCUCAGAAAACGACAAUGCUGCUCCUGGUGCUCAGGUAUCCCAAAAUGCAAUUGAACUUCCUGUAGUGCGAAACAUAGGACCAAGAGCAAGCGCGACAGCUCAACCAGUACCACCACCAGUUGUAAAACGACGAGAGGAUGAAGCUUCUCGUCAAAUGCAACAUCAUCAAGAGGAAGAAUCGCCUGUCAAACGACGAAGAAGAGGAGCUGUUCUGGGUGCUUCCGAUCAGAAUUCAUCCCGCAGAGGCAGAGGUCACGGUCGGAGUCCAAGAAGAACUGGUUCCGAUAGCGAGGAUACGGUAACAGAUUACGUUAAUUCCUCGAGCAUGGGAUCAGGUUGUGUGAGCUUGUCCAAUUAUCAGCCUCGUUCGUCUCGAUACAAUUUCUGCACAGAUCUCGACCCAGAGUUGGACGCAACACAGCGCAUCGCUUCUUUACAGGACAAACUUCGCGAAUUGAGACAAACCUACAGUGCAUUGAAGGCAAGGGUCAUGCUGAUUGACCGCCGUAGAAAGAAAUUGAAGCGCAAAGAGAAGGAAGCCGCAUCUUGAUAACAUGAUGGAUUAACAAAAUAUGCACAAUAGGUUUUCUUAAUUUUAUUCGAUUAUGACAAGUGACUUUAUAAAACAGUUUGUGUUAUUUAUUUCUAACUGACCGCCGUUGCGAUGAAUCAUGCAUUUCCCAUUGUUUCUCAUUUCAUUGUUUGUAUAUGUGUGCGUGUAUGGAAUACUCUCUCAACAUCCUCGUCGUGGAUGCGUGAUGACUAGAGCCUUGACAGUCGAUACUUCGUGAAAAGAUCCACUGGUGGUUGCAAUUCAAUCAGGAUCCUGAAGAAAAAAAGCCCAUAUUCCCACUAUCGAUAAAAGCCAGCUAUUCUGGUUGAUUUGUUAUCUUAUAUUGGUGAACUGAUGUUGGACCUGAUUAGAAUAACCCCAUUGAUGAUUCAUUUAGUUGCCAUUUGUUUAAAAAUGAGAGAAGCAAACUUUUCCCCUAUUGUUAAGGUUCUUGACAUGGUAACGUGAACACUCGCAUUUUAAAUGAUUGAUUUCUAAUUGUUUUUGCAUCCUUUUUCUUUCAUUCUCCAUCUUGUCUUUUUAAAUUUCUGAAAUGAAGACCUUUAUGAUUUCCCCACUUUACGCCCUAACCUCAGUUUUUCGUAUGGUAUUUCGGCCAUUUCCUCCCUAAUUUUAGAGAAAACAUUGAGCAAUUUCAUUUCGGAGAUGUUUUACAGCUUUGAAAUGGAAUAAAAUACGAUAAUUAUGUCUUUUGGCGAUCGAA
This is a messenger RNA of Daphnia pulicaria, 5995 nucleotides long. It is a transcript of the gene htk, whose product is annotated as AT-rich interactive domain-containing protein 4B-like. NCBI's taxonomy places the organism in Eukaryota, Metazoa, Arthropoda, Branchiopoda, Diplostraca, Daphniidae. Gene Ontology annotation, biological process: regulation of transcription by RNA polymerase II. Gene Ontology annotation, cellular component: nucleus. The transcript has 20 exons. Gene Ontology annotation, molecular function: transcription cis-regulatory region binding. Bases 115 to 5268 code for a protein of 1717 amino acids. The record is from RefSeq and is a predicted model, not a curated record.